Messenger RNA from Bombina bombina (fire-bellied toad), 3317 nucleotides. It is a transcript of the gene TANGO6, whose product is annotated as transport and golgi organization 6 homolog. The record is from RefSeq and is a predicted model, not a curated record. Bases 93 to 3176 code for a protein of 1027 amino acids. NCBI's taxonomy places the organism in Eukaryota, Metazoa, Chordata, Amphibia, Anura, Bombinatoridae. Gene Ontology annotation, biological process: protein secretion. The transcript has 18 exons.
UUAGUUCUCUUUACCAAGUGAUCGCUCUAGUCACGUGAUUUAUUGUCUUUUUAGUUAGUAGUCCUAUAGUCGAAUGGGAACUCUUCGCUAUUAUGGCAGCAGAUUUGAGUGUCGGUGUUAUAACUGAGGCGCUCAGUGUCUUGAUCACACCGAGAGAAUCUCCUGAGACUGAUAAACAAGCAGCUCUGCUGAGCUCUCUAAAGCUCAAUGUUUCUUCCCUGGAAGAUAAACUUCUGAAUUCUCCAAAAUGGGAGAAGUUACAGCUUCUGAGGUCAAGAAUCUUGGCAGAGGCUAAGUGGCUAGAAGAAUGCGAAGACGCCCCCGAUGAGCCAACCUGGAGAUUUACCAUAGAGACUCUGCUGUUGCUUUUGUGUAUGAAGGAGUGUAUGAAUCAGAUGGCAGCUUCUUUCCAGCCUCCUAAACCGAACCCAAAAACACCAGAGUGUGCCCCAGCUCUUAGCCCCGACACACUCAGCAUCUCCCAACAGAAGACUGUCCAGUCUGCAAUCCAGUUUGUAGUUUCUCUGGGCAUUUGUCCUUAUCUUCUACCUGGUGUAGGCCUCCCUCUUCAGCACCGAUCAGAAUUUGGAGCUCUUGUCCACAAAGUAGUGUCAUGUGAACAUAUUGUUCGCACACGCAGACUUUACAUUACCUGCACCACCCUUCUGGAUGUGUCUCGCCAUCCAUCAUUAGGGAGUCUUCUGCUAACGCACCAUCUAGGGGACCUCAUGGCAGGACUGUGCCAGUUAGGAUUCUGUCCAACAAAAGCAAAGCCAGGGCAGAGUACAGUAGGAAGGCCAAAGGAUCUGACUGAAGGAGAGAGAAGCAGAUGCAAAGAAGCACUAAAGUGUCUUUUGGAUCAGGUCUACCAGCCACUUGUUAUUCGAGAACUGUUGAUCCUGCAGGGAGGCCCCCGACAGGGCCCACGUCCUUCAGGCAAUGCAACAGUAGAGCAACUUGCCCCAGCACCAGCCUGGCUGCGCCGCCUUUCUGGGCAGCUUCUUUCUGAGCGUUUAGUAAGACCUCACGGAGUACAGGCCGUUGUCAGAGGUAUCCUUGAAGGAGCUGGAGCUGGUACAGUUGGAGGCCGUGAUGCAGAAGCUGCAGCUAGCAACUGGAAGAAGUGUGAGGCUGUGGCAAGAGUCCUGGCAUCGUGCCCUCAGCAGUCUCUAUCUGUGGAAGAUUAUUACCAGAAGGUUUGCCCACAGAUUCUAGACUUACUUCAUAUUCGAGACCCUUUGACGGCACGCCAGUUUCAGAGAGUAGCUACUGAAACUUUCCUGACAAUGAGCCGAGAGCAGCCACAACUGGCAGAGAAGCACCUAAUCCUGCCCAUGCUGGAACCACUGCUGCGCUGCACUUCUAAACAGACAGCAGAGCCACCUCCACCGGGCAAAACUUUGGUGUCGGAAAAGGAGCUGUCGCGCUGUAUGGAGGACAUUGUUAAAGUCUUUGUUGUGGGGAAUGAUCCAACAGCUGCACUGCUUGACUUUACCAGACAAAUCCUGUCUGUCAUCUUUUCAUUAUAUUGCUUUGCAAAACAGAAUGUGUCCCACUUACGCUCUCCUUGCCAGGAUAUUCUCCUGUGGUUUCUGGAGAAGUCAGAAAGAGAAUUAGCAGUGUCCACACUUGCAGGGUUGGCCGGCAUGAAUAACUCUCUACCAUCAAUACUUCCCUAUUGCCAGAUAAAACCAGCCAGUCAUGGGGGAGCAGACAUCAUAAUCAAGGAAUGUAAUAGUCCAGUUGAUGAUGAUGACGCACUGUAUGAAAAGGUGACCUGCGAGCAGUGGAGAGUGGAGUGCCUGGUGGAUCUGUUGUCAGUCACUUCCACUAGUGGCCUUGCUGCAGACUUCUUUCUUUUCUGUUUGAAGGAGCUGAACCUCCUUGUUGCAGAGCAGGAGCCAUUAGAUAAUGAUGUCUGCUCAGGUGACAGUCUCCUCGAUCUGGAACGAAGACUCACCAUUGGCUACGAGACUCAAGAGAAGCGUCUUCAGCUGUUACAAGUUCUUUCUGUGCUAUGUGAGAAGAUCUCCGACUCCAUCUUUACUGAUGUGCAGCAGGUAGUAGAAUUUGUAGCUGUGACGUUGGAUCGGGCCUGUGCCAGCCUUCCUGUGCAAUCGCAGACACUGAGCAUGGGGAUGGGACUGAUAGCUGCUAUGUUAGGUGGGGCAGUGAAGUUAACAUCUGCUGAUUUCGGACACAUGAAGAGGUUGCUGCCAAUAUUGGAACAGAUUUCCCAAUCCCACCAAGAACUAGUUAUUCAGGAGCUGGCAAAUGAUCUACGGAUCAGCAUUGCCACACACUGUGCUAUCCAGCUGCCCCAGAGAACCGCAGCCAGUAGUCAGAACCCAGAGAGAAAAGAAGCACAAAAAAGAUCACCAGACACAGUCGACUUUCAGGAGAUACUGAGUUCAGCAAGCGAUACUGACAUACCCACUCGAGCAGCUGCCCUGCGCACUUUGAUUCGAUUACUAGAGCAGAAAGACCCCCGUGUUCUGGAGUUUCAGGGGCAGGCACUGCAGCUGUUUCUAGAAAACCUGGAGCAAGAGGAUUCUUUUGUAUAUCUGUCGGCAAUUCAAGGGAUUGCUGUUCUGUCUGCAAAGUUUCCUGACCGUGUCCUUCCAGUCCUUUUGGCUCAGUUCGGCAAUACCACAAUGGACAAGACUAAAAUACGAGCCCCUGAAAAUAGGAUGAAGGUUGGAGAAGCUUUAAUGAGAAGCACCAGAGCUCUAGGGGACGUGAUAUUUCAGUACAGAGACCCCCUUAUUCACACCUUCCUGAAGUGCUCCAGAGAUCCGGAUAGCUCCUUGAGGGCGAGCAGCCUAUCCAAUCUGGGCGAGCUGUGCCAGCGGCUGCAGUUCUCUCUAGGCCCAUUUGUUCAUGAGGUGAACAACUGUUUAUCAGCUAUUGUCCGAACUGACCCAGAAGCCCAGGUGCGAAGAGCAGCUAUUCAUGUGGUGGUUCUGCUUCUACGAGGUCUGAGUGAGAAAGCCAUGGAGGUCCUGCGCGAUGUACUUCUGGACCUGUACCGCCUUUUAAAGUUUGUGGUGCAGUGCGAAUCUGAUUCGGUAUCCGUUCUUCAUGCACAGUUAGGACUGGAGGAGCUAGAUCACAUAAUCAGAGCUGCACUAUUUCCCCCACAGAAGCUAGAGAAGAAAAUAGUGGUCCUUCCAUAGCAUCCCUAUCUACAAAUUCCUGUUGCUUGUAGCUUAUUAAUUAUUAUUUUUUUCUUUUUUUUGCAAAAAUAUGUGCGCAUAUAUUUAGUAUGUUUUCUUCUGAGGAACACAUGUGGAAAUAAAGGUUCUUUUUAAAUUUUG